Coffea arabica (coffee) is the source of this 1234-nucleotide messenger RNA. Its product is annotated as B3 domain-containing protein REM5. The record is from RefSeq and is a predicted model, not a curated record. Gene Ontology annotation, molecular function: DNA binding. NCBI's taxonomy places the organism in Eukaryota, Viridiplantae, Streptophyta, Magnoliopsida, Gentianales, Rubiaceae.
GCACUCUACCGUAAAACUGACAAGGGCACGAGUCCCCAGCAAAUGGAGCGCAGCGGUGAUAGACCGGGCAAAGUUUUUUCAUGCUCGUGAGGCUAAACCCAUCUAGCUUUGGUUCCCCAUUCCACAAACUAGAGUGCCAUUUUCGUCAAGGACAAAGCCUAAGAAGACAGAGUGCGAAGUGUGAAGAGAAGUGAUCAUGACAAGUAAGGCUAAGGCAUCGCCUUCCUUCUUUAAAGUCCUCGUCCCUGGCUUUUACUCCAAGCUCAGUAUGCCGCCGCUUUUCUGGAAGACAUUUGAACAUCUGUUGGCUGAAAGUGCCCUGCUUCAGAUUAAAUCUGGAGAAACAUGGUCCGUAAAGAUUGAGCGAAUUGGUGAGCAAUACUUUUUCACUGAUGGCUGGCCAAAGUUCGUGAAAGAUCAUGGCCUGAAAAUGGGCGAGUUUCUUGUGUUUUGGCUUGUGCUUGGCAAAAACAAUAGUACUACUAUCUUCGAAGUUGCAAUGUAUGGAACCACUGGGUGCGAUAAAGAUUUGAAUCCAUCAGCCCCGAUCCAUGAUCCACGUCAUUUUUUGCCUCAAUUGGUUGAUCAACCAAACCCGGAGAUCAAUCGCAAUCCACUUACUCAGCCAUCCAAAAGUGCAGUCCAGGGUUCAAGGAAGAGAAAAUCAAAGAAGAUUCGGUAUGACAAGGGAUCUCUAGAUGCUGGCAAGUACUAUACCAAGGUUUUGGCGAAUUAUCACCGAUAUAGAAUGAACGUAAAGAUGCCAUUUGCUAAGAAGCAUGGACUCGUAAACAAGUCAGAAGUGAUGCUGCAAAAUACGAAUGGAGCAUCUUGGCGUGUUGAACUGCGGCUCUACGAUAACGAUAUGCUAUACAUGUGCAAAGGGUGGACUGAUUUCCUGGAAAAUAAUGCACUAGAGUUGGGACAGGAGUAUGCCUUUGAGUUCAUUCCUGAAACUGAUAGCAUCCGGGUUCAGCCGUUCAAGAAACGUUAGUCCAAUACUACUCCCCAUUCCCCAACAGCUUCCUGUCCCUAACCACAGUAGAGUUGUGUGCUUGUAUUUGGAAGUUGAUAAGUAGCUUUUGUCGUUCUGAUAUUAAAGGCUAAAGCCUUUGCCGGUGGUUAGUUACUCCGAGUUUGUGCUAAUUAAAUAUCUGUCAACUCUUCCUUGUAAUUUUGGUCUGAUCGACCUUUCAAAAAAGAUGAAAAAAAAAAAACAAAUUGGUCUGAUCAA